Messenger RNA from Colletotrichum aenigma, 1191 nucleotides. RefSeq lists its product as uncharacterized. Bases 1 to 1191 code for a protein of 396 amino acids. The transcript has 3 exons. NCBI's taxonomy places the organism in Eukaryota, Fungi, Ascomycota, Sordariomycetes, Glomerellales, Glomerellaceae. The record is from RefSeq and is a predicted model, not a curated record.
AUGGCCUCCUCCAACGCCGACAACAAAAGAUCGCAAGGGCACCACGAGCCGCAGACGUUUGAGACAGUCGAUGUCUAUCACGGCAUCAACUUCGAAAAACUCUUCUACCGCGACGUAGAGCCGGAAUAUGACGACCUGUUUUUCAAGAUCAUGGAAGCCUUCGACGGUUUGUCAGAAGAAACUUUGAAGGACAGGACGCAGGAGGUCGUGACUGAAGCACAAAAAGCACACGUUGCCUACAUUGAACGUGUGAAGAAUGAAGUCGAGCCUGGCCAGCGAAUAGAGAUGUGGGCCUUCUGGGACUUUUAUGUGCUCACGGUCAGCUGCGUGCCAUAUCGACACAUUGGGCAGCGACUGCUCACCGACGUUGUGCUGGAACUCGAGAGGAUCGGGCAGACUGAGAACCCGCAGUGGAAGGACUUGCCUGAGUUCGGACAGACGCUGAGGGAAAACUUCAACGAUCCUACAGACGACGACAUUACCGGCGAUGAAAUGUACACCUUGGAGCAGUGGCUUAGUUUCAAUUCGUGGCUUGCGCGCCUCGUUGGGAGCGGGCCGCAGCGAGGAAUGAACCUGGUGUUGUGGUCGGUAGCUUUCGGUCUCGAGGAGGAUCUGGAGCAGCUCGAACUUGAUCUGGCCAGGGUGAGAGAAGAACGGAAGGAGAUGAUUGAGAAGAAUCUGAAAAGAAAGAAGGAGCUAAGAGCUAAGAGGGAGCUCAUAUGGAGGGAGGAAAACAGGCCGGAGGGGGGCCCUUCGAGUUCCGUGGCUAAUCAGCCGAUACACGAAGACGAACUCGCUGGCGCGCAGCCGAGUGCAAAGUCAGAAGGCUUAGAUGAGGCAUCUGCGAAGAUUGGGGACAAUGCGGCGGCAGGUGGGAAGACGCUGUGUCCCGAAGCGGUAACGAGGGUUGUCGUCGCCGCGGAGUUCUUCAUCCAAGCGGCACCAACAUUGCUUCAGGAAAGCCUUGUCUGGCACACUCGCGGCCCUUUCGAUGACUCAAUCCAGAGGGUCUUCCGGGCGGGACCGUUGUUUCCAGGCACUUUUGGGUUCAAUCUUGAGAGGUGGGGUUUCUGGAAACGACGGCUGGGGGAGUUGAGGAGUCUACUUGGAGAUGAGGAGGUGGAGAAGAAUGUGGACGAAGCGUUGGGAAAGAUGAGUGCCGUUGAAGUGUCCAUAGCUAGACAUCUGUAG